Messenger RNA from Closterium sp. NIES-65, 627 nucleotides. The record is from the annotation of a GenBank genome assembly. NCBI's taxonomy places the organism in Eukaryota, Viridiplantae, Streptophyta, Zygnematophyceae, Desmidiales, Closteriaceae.
AUGGAGGUAGCGGAGGUACUGGAGCUGUUGGAGUUGAGGGUGCUGAAGGAGUUGGAGCUGGAGGCGCUGGAGCUGGAGCUGGUGGAGGUACUGGAGCUGCUGGUCGCGGAGGUGCUCAUACUCGAGGUACUAGAGCUGCUAGAGCUGGUGGUGCUGCAGGCGUUGGAGCUGGAGACCCUUGGGCUGGAGGCGCUGGCCCUGGGGGUGCUGGUGUUGUUGGUGCUGGUUCUGGAGGCAGUGUGCGGUCGCGACCGUACUUCGUUCCACUCCUUCAGCAGGUUCUUGCGUCCUCCUCCUGUCCCCGGCACGCACCAUAUGGCACUUCGUCCUUCCUCUGUUCCACUACGUGUCCCUCUGCCGUCUCCUCCUGCGUCCUCCCUUGCUGACGCUCCGGACCCCGAGUCUGACUCACUUCAUGCUGCCAGCCCUACUAUCACGCGUCUGCUAGCUACAGUUGUCACUGACCCUUCCUUUACGUCCACUGCUGCGUCUGCCUUAGUUGCUGAGCUUGUCGACUUUGCUGCUCGUUGUUGUCUCGCCUACGCCGCUAGGUUUUUUGCUGAGUCGGAGUCUGUCUCUCCCCCGUCUGUCGGGGGUGAGUGUGCUCUUGGCACGGACGUUCCUUGA